ACGGCCUACAACAACUUCACGAAGAACGUGUCGUCGCCGGACAAGCAGCUGGAGCUCAGCUCGCACCUGUCGCAGAUGCUGCGCAUCUCGCUGCGCAUGGUUAGCGGCGGCCAGCACCUGCAGUUCACCGCGCUCGUCACCAUCAACAAGAUCAUCGACAUCUGCAUCAUCCACCAGGUCGGUCACCUGAAGCGCGACCGCGGCGACGGGCCGCAGGAGGGCGCCGACGUCGACCGGAAGUGCGACACGCCCUCGGGAUCGAGUUCAAAGUGGUGGCGAGGACCGAGCCCCAGCACUGGCAACCGCAACCUGAGAAGCAGCUUCAAGCGCAAGGAGAAAGAACGAAGCCCUGUGAAGGAGGAUGUUCCCAAGCACUCGAUUGAUCCCUCUACAUUGUCCGAUGUCCUCUCUCCAUUUGAGAUCAUCUCAGACAUAGAUCCUGGUUUGGUGCUAACUAUCAUGCACAAUGCCAUCACGCUGCAUAAGCGAGUCGUCGGAACACGAAUGUACUGCACGCCUAGCCAGAGGUACGUACAUUGA
Messenger RNA from Priapulus caudatus, 540 nucleotides. RefSeq lists its product as uncharacterized. Lineage: Eukaryota; Metazoa; Priapulida; Priapulimorpha; Priapulimorphida; Priapulidae. The annotation marks the transcript as partial. The record is from RefSeq and is a predicted model, not a curated record. The transcript is spliced from 3 exons.